AUGAAAUUUGAGGACUUACUGAUGCAGCCGAGUGAAGAAAAGCAACUAGUUGCAGACCUCCAAGGAGAGGUGAAGAAAUUGCAGCAAGAGCUUGAUGGGGAGCUGCAACUACAGAGGGCUCUGCAAUGUGUCUGGGAACAACCAUUUCAUUCUUCUCGAUACAUCACCUCCUUGCUUCCUCCCAAGGUACAGAUGCUGCUAACUGAAUUGACAAUGGUGGAAGAAGAAAUUAUUUGGCUGGAGAGGAAGGUUGACGAACUCAAGCUAAAACUGUACCAAGAAAAGAAGCAGACCAGUGAUUGGGAAAUGCUGUGGUUACAGAACUUGCAGCUCCAACCCAGGCAAUGGCGCAAAAAGCAACUAAUCUCCCAGCAGAAACUUCGUGCAGAUCGUGCACAACAAAAAAAACAUGGCAUUACUCAGGACGGUAGGACCUCUGUUGGUUCUUCCUUGGAUAUGCAAAGCUCCUCCCCCUUUGAAUCCAGUGAAACUAUCUUCACAGAGGAAAUAGACCAGAAUUCCAGAUGCUCAAGUUCAAGAAGUUGGGGAAGCCAUCGCCAACUACACAUGGAAUUUGAUGAUGAUAAGCCGAAUAAGCUGUCCGAGGAGCUCAUCAAAUCUUUAAUAGGCAUCUUCCUUGAGCUGAACCAGGCAACAUUCCAGAUGAAAGGAUCAGCUCUUUUUCCAAAGUGUAACCUUUCCUACAUGAAACCAAGAGGCCUUAGGUCAAAAACACCAUUCAGUUGCAGGACAUCCCCAUUCUACUGGGAUUCUGACAAAUCAAAUCUAGAUCCAUAUCGAAUACUGCAAGACGUGGAUGUCACCAUUAGAGACAUAGGACCUUAUAAGGAUUUUGUCCAGAUUACUCGAAAUUCAAUUGACACAAGCCACUUAUCUGAAUGUCGCCCAGCACUGAGAAAAUUGCGGGUUCUAAUGCAUAAGCUCAGAGAUGUGGACCUAUCCUACUUGACCUACAAGCAGAAGUUGGCAUUCUGGAUUAACACCUACAAUGCGUGCAUCAUGCAUGCAUUUCUGCAACAUGGGUUUCCUUCAAACCAGGACAAACUACUGACAGCCAUGAAUGAGGCAGCAAUAAAUGUUGGCGGUAUCGUAAUGAAUGCUCUGGCAAUUGAGCAUUUUAUCCUUCGUCAUCCAACAGAAAAUAAACAGGGACUUACACAUGAGAAGGAAAUGCUCCUAAGACAUGCUUACGGUCUUGGUUAUCCAGAACCCAAAGUCACGUUUGCUCUCUGUCGAGGCUGCUGGUCUUCCCCUGCAUUAAGGGUUUAUACACCAGACGACAUCGUGAAUGAACUAGAAAGAGCAAAAGUGGAGUACCUGGAAGCUGCUGUCGGAGUAACGAACAAGAAAAAGAUUAUGGUGCCCAAACUAGUGGAGUGGCACAUGAGAGACUUUGCAGAUGACAUGCAAUCCUUACUAGAGUGGAUAUACAGCCAGUUGCCACAAUCCGGAUCUCUGAAAAGGUUGAUCAAAGAAUGCCUAAAUGAUGAUAGGAAAUCUUCCUUGGCUAAAAUGAUUGAGAUUCAACCUUACACAUUUGAGUUCCGUUAUGUAAUCUCAUUGUGA
Molecule: messenger RNA, 1587 nt
Organism: Oldenlandia corymbosa var. corymbosa
Lineage: Eukaryota; Viridiplantae; Streptophyta; Magnoliopsida; Gentianales; Rubiaceae
Source: the annotation of a GenBank genome assembly